This is a messenger RNA of Lodderomyces jiufengensis, 2151 nucleotides long. RefSeq lists its product as uncharacterized. Gene Ontology annotation, molecular function: transcription coregulator activity. Gene Ontology annotation, biological process: regulation of transcription by RNA polymerase II. The transcript has a single exon. The record is from RefSeq and is a predicted model, not a curated record. Gene Ontology annotation, cellular component: nucleus; SWI/SNF complex. Bases 1 to 2151 code for a protein of 716 amino acids. NCBI's taxonomy places the organism in Eukaryota, Fungi, Ascomycota, Pichiomycetes, Serinales, Debaryomycetaceae.
AUGGUUGCCACAAGAAGAUCUGGAGGUUCAUUAAUUGAUGUUGAAUUAGAUAACAACGGGAAAGAUUUGAAAAAAGUUAUUCCAAUCAUUCAACAAAUUGAAGAAAUUAGACAACAAGAUAAAGAUGCUUAUGUUGAACCACCACCAAAAAAGAAAGAAACUAGAGGUAGGAAAAAAAAACCUUUAAUUGAAGUUCCAUCAAGUAAAAAUGGGAAUUCAUCAACUAAAUCAGUUAAAAAAGUUGAAACAAGAGGAAGAAAAAGAAAAGUUCCUGUUGAUACAUCCCUUCAACAAACUUCAACUCAACUGUUGAAAAAACAAGCGUUGAAUAAUAAUGUUAACAAUGCAAAUGCUACCGGUGCAUCAGUUUCAACUAAACAUCAUAUUAAUCAUUUAUUAACAAAUGAUUCACCACCACCAUUAGCAACUUUCCAUCAUGCAAAUCCUCAAAUGAUGUAUCAACAAGCUUCAAAUGCAAAUAAUAGUUAUGAAAGAAGUACUUCACCAGCUAUUACCGCAAAUCAAAUGUAUGAAAAUCAGCAAUUACAACAACAACAAUAUCAACAACAAUUGCAUCAACAACAGUUACACCACCAACAACAACAACAGCAACAGCAACAACAGCAACAACAACAACAACAACAGCACCAGCAACAACAACAACUUCCUCCUCAAUAUCAAUUACCACCACAAGAGGAAGUUCAUUAUCAAAAUCAUGAAUUGAUGGAACAUUCAAUCCAUCCAGAUAGUGUUAUUGCAGAACCAACUAAAACGCGUAUUCCAAUUACAUCAAUUAUUUCUCAAAAAAUUGAUCUUACUGAAGAAGAUAUUCCUUAUAUGAUUGAUGAAGAAGAAUUUGCGUUAGAAAAUGGAAAAUAUCCAAAAAGAAGAUACAGAGUUGAUCGUGAUAAUAUUAAAAUCAAUAAAAGAAUUAUGUCACAAGAUACUGAAGAAGUUAUUAAAAUGUUUAAAAAAUUUGAUGAUGAAAUUUUAACAAAUGCUGAAGCAAGACAAAGAUUAUUAUCAUUAGGUUUUGAAACAAGAAAAAGAUACAUUACAACUUUUAAACAUUAUAUUCGAUUCUGUUGUAAAAAGAAAUUAGAUAAUUUUUUUGUUACUGGGGAAUUAAUGAAAGAAUUUUAUCAAGAACAAUUUGCUUUAAGUUCAUCAUCAAAACCAGUUAUUAGAUUAAGAAAAAUGGAUCCUGCUUUUUCAAAAUUACAAGAAAUUAAUUUUUUGGUUUAUCAUUUAGAAAAUAAAGAAAUUCCAAAUAGACAUAUUGCUUUAGAAUAUUUAGUUUAUAAAGAAUUGGGAAAAGAUCCAUCAUCAUCGUCAUCAUCAAUUGAAGAAAUUUCUUCAUCAAAUGAAUCAAAUAAUAAAAAAAAAUCAACAACCUCCAAAAAUUCCGCCGCUACCACUUCCGCCGCUUCAGCAAAAAAGCAAAGGGGUAGAAAACCAAAAUCACAAGAAAAAUUACCAUCACCAGUAGAAGAAAAUGAUUUUGAUCGUAAUGUUGAUGAUAAUUUAGACGAUGAGGAAGUAACUCCAAUUCAACAAAUUACAGUACUACAAGUACCUUUGCAACAACAAGAACAACCGCAAUACCCAAAAAAGAUCACCAAGAAAAAUAUUGAAGAAAUUAGAAAAGUUUGGUUGGAUGUUCAAAGAAAUAUUAAUGAAACAAUGAAAUCUUUAAUUGAAGUUGAACCAGCUAUUAUUACGAAAUUUCAAUCUGCUAUUAAUACAAAUUUAAAUAAAUUUGAUAUUGAAUUAAAUGGUCCAAAACCAAAAUCAAGUUUACCACAAGUUACUUCAACAGGUGUUCCAAUUUUUGAUUUUAAAAAUUUAAAUACUGUUUAUGAAAUUGUUGAAGAAUGGUAUAAAUCAUCACCAUCAAUUGAAUUUAGAUUAAAAAAUUAUGGAGAAGAAUGGAUUAGAGACGAAUUUGAGUAUAAUACAUUUAUUGAAAGACGUAGUAUUAUUCAAUUUAUUGAGAAAUUAAGUAAAGAAACCAAGGUUGAUAAAUAUGUUUUAGCAAAUGAUUGUGAUUUGUAUAUUAGAGAUAAAUCAAUUUUGGAUGAAUUUAUUAGUGAAAUUGAAUUAGAAGAGGAUGAAUUAUUCAAGAGAGUUUUAAGAUAUAGAAGAAGAUAG